Messenger RNA from Peronospora belbahrii, 465 nucleotides. The record is from the annotation of a GenBank genome assembly. Lineage: Eukaryota; Oomycota; Peronosporomycetes; Peronosporales; Peronosporaceae.
AUGUACUACAACAUUAUGGACAAUCAAUCGAAUGCUAUUCCGUCAUCCAGUGCUGUGACUCCCACACAACCGCGCGUGGUCAGUCACAAGCGGCGACGUAGCGUAACGUAUGGAAGCGCUGCAAGAAAGCAACAAGAUGAGGACAAUAUCAACAGUGCUACUGAGAGCUGCUGCACCACGUCAGGUGAGAGCUCGGGCGACGAGAGUGAUGACUGCAGCUUUGAGGCGCUAGUAGCAGAUGAGGAAGAGGAGACUUUGGUGGCGGCCAAGCGGCGGCGCCGUGCCGACCUCGAUGGACUGAAGAAGUCAGUACGGCGCAUGGAGGCACAAGUGGUGGACGCGUCCGCUCAGUUGAGGGAUCUCGCGGCAUUUGUGGCACAGGUUGUGGCACGACGUCAGCGACAGCAAUUGCAAUGCUCAGCACCAGCUCAUAUAGAGAGAAAUGCACAGUUCACAUAUAUGUAG